AGCUAAACUACAGUAGCUAGUUUCAUUUUAGUAUUAGCUAACUGCUACCUGGUAACUGUUCCUGUUGGAGGGAGACAGUUUGAAGUAACUACUGAAUUUAAAUUUGCAUGGUGGUUGAAUGUGCAGGGUUUAUAUUUAUGGAUAGAUAUCCACGGAUAUAACGGUUCUACCCACAGCAGAGUUCAACAUGGAGGAUUUGUUUAAUGAUACAUUACAUGAAAGAGACGAAAUGCAGGAGCCCAAAGUGGAGCAGUUGAUGAGCAAAUUAAGGAAGCUGCAAGAAGGCAACAAGCGCCUGCGUGAAGAAGUAAAGGAACUCUUAUCAGUCUCGAUGUCUUUGCAGAAAGAGCUGGAAGAUUUACAAACAGAAACCUAUAAGCAGGAGGAAGUCCUCAAAGAAACUGAAGAGAAUGACAGGAAGCUGCAGGUCCAGUGUGAGGAGUUUGAGCAGGAGUGUGUCAGGCAGUUAAAUCAGAAUAAGAAAAGGGAAGAACUGCUGGAACAGUACAACUGUGAAAUCCAGGAGGUCAAGCUAAAGCAUCGCAAGCAGCGAAUGAAAUUUGAAAACCAACUUCUUCUGCUCAUAGAACAGCAUAAGAAUCUACACGCUGUCUUUUCUCCAGAAAGACUUGCAGAUGAAAUAAAGAUUGCUGAAAAUGCAAAGGAUCAGCUGCUGUUAGCUGAAAAAGUGAAGUUGGACCAACUACGCUGCCUUGACCGGGAGCUGACCACACAGGAAAUUGGUACAGCAGCUGCAGGGGAGGACUGUAGUUUUACAGAAUCAGUCUCUUUGAUCUCUCGUGCUUCUUGUUAGAUGUCAAAAUCAUACUAGAAGAACCAUACUUAAUUCUGACUCAAAAUGUUUAACCAAUAUGUUUGACUUGUCAUUUUCUCUGAGUAGUUGAUGUUCUUCCUGCUUGUUUUUGUUCGGAAGUGUUGAUGUAUUAAUGAAUCAGGAAACUGUAGACAGAUGUUUGUAGUAGUGUCUAUGUUGCUACUGUAUGUGUAUCUGCUGUAUUUAUAUGGCAGGUUAAGGUUUAUUCAAUGAACAAAGUUUUAAGUAUUCUGA
This is a messenger RNA of Betta splendens (Siamese fighting fish), 1069 nucleotides long. RefSeq lists its product as uncharacterized. Gene Ontology annotation, cellular component: synaptonemal complex. NCBI's taxonomy places the organism in Eukaryota, Metazoa, Chordata, Actinopteri, Anabantiformes, Osphronemidae. The record is from RefSeq and is a predicted model, not a curated record. Gene Ontology annotation, biological process: synaptonemal complex assembly. The transcript has 10 exons. The coding region runs from base 188 to 814 and encodes 208 amino acids.